CGUUUUUUUCAAAUUUUAUUGGCCGUUGGAUAGGGAGGCUGUCUAUAAAAUAUACUCUAUUUAAAGAACACCUUAUUAUAAGGACUUCAUUAUAAUUACUCUCUUUACUAGACUCACCUCUAUUUAAGGGACGAUUUUUUAAAAGUUGCUUGGACUAUGUGGGAAGCUAAGUAAGUGAUACCUUCUAUUUAGAGUACAUUCAUUAUACGAUACCUUCAAUAUUGGAUCAUUGUAAGAUACAAGUUUUUCCGAUCUGAUGGUGACUUAAAAUAAGGAUGGCGAUUAUGUGCUUCCAAUCUUCGGAUAUUUAGAAUUUCGGAUUCAAUAUUCGAAUCCGAAUCCCCAGAGUAGUACAAACUACAUCAAAAACGAGAUUUUCAAAAAUUUUAUUUUAAUUUCAGAAAAAAAAUUUUAUAACGUCAAAACCCUUGGAAUAAUUUAAGAAAAACGUGGAGGCUAAAAAAUCUGUCUAAAUAUACCAAUAAUUUUUCGGAGUAUUUCCGACUUUUUUUUCUAAAAAUUAAAUAUAAAUUAAUUACAUCAUUUACCAAUUUUGUUUGUUUUUGGUGUCUUGUUGGCAUUUAAAAAUUGUUUGAGGGGUAAAUAUAUUAAAUAUAUUUGCGACGUUGUCAAGACUAACAAUCAACCAAAAAAACUUUUUUUAUUUAUUCUUUAGCCUUAUUUUAUUAUUUUUCUUUUUAAAGAUUGAAAACCCCCUUUUUUAAAGAAAAGAAAUUAAAUUUGACAAAUAAAGGAUUCCCCUAAAUUAAAAAAAAUUUUUUUAAUUUUUUUCAAUCUUCUCAUUUAAAAAUGUCACUUAUGUCCAGUCUUGCCGGGUACUUUUCCUGUUAUCGGCCCAUAUUUAAAUUUUCUUUUUUUCCCUUUUAUUUUUUCUUAAUAUGUACAGAAUGGUCAAACUUUGAUGUUUUUCGCUUCUGCCUCUCGUAAAAAUUUCAAAAAUUAUUAGAUGAAACGGAAAGCGGGAAAGUCAUAAAAUUCUUAAUAUUGAUAUAAUUGGAAGCAAAAGUAAGCCCAUCUAGUAAUCUUAUAAGAGACCAACAUUAAAAAAUUCGCUGAAAUAUCCCCUCAUAUAUACAAGGGAUGGGACCUGCCGCAUCCUAGAAUGUGUAUGAUGGAAGUCGGAAGAAACCGGAACAAAAUAAGAACCGGAAGCGGAAGCCAUCCCUGCAAUUUCCAGUCGAUUCUCUCUCCAUUACUGCACACCUUGAGCGACGUUGGAGGAAAGCAAGGCAACGUGUGUGGGCGUAGUUAGAGAGGGCAGAUUACAUUGUAUUUUAUUUUUAAUUUAUUUAAAUAAUUGAAUAAAAAUUAAAAUAAAAAAUAAAAAUUAUUUAAAAAUAAUGCGCACAUAACUUUCUUUUUCUCUUUUUUUUAACAUUCCUUUUACCUAAAUUAUUUAUUUCUCUUUCUAUUUUAUUACCUACAUAAAUUUGCCUAAUUUCUUUUUUUUUGAAAUUUUUCUAGAAAUUUUUUUAAAUAAAUUUUUUGAAUAUUUUUAGUUUAAUAAUUUAUUUAAACAUUAAUUUUCUUAAUUAGAAUAAUUAAUUAAUUGAAAUUGCCUUUUCUAUUUCGCUCUCUAUUUUUCUGCUAUUUUUUAAUUUUAAAGAAAACAAAUUUUGGUUACUACUAUAUGUCCACUAAUAAAUUAUUGAUUGAUGAUAGACUACACAAUUAUAGGAGAGACAAAUAUCGGGCGAGGGGUGUUAGAGAAAUUUUUCCCUGGCUGGCCGGAGGGGGCUGGCCAGUUAUUGCCAUUUUGUCCCGCGACAAAAUGCCACUUAUCAAAAUGUCAAGGGACAAAAUGCCCCAUGACAAAAUGUCAAGGGACAGAAUGCCAUUUUUUUUUUAG
Molecule: messenger RNA, 1870 nt
Organism: Meloidogyne enterolobii
Lineage: Eukaryota; Metazoa; Nematoda; Chromadorea; Rhabditida; Meloidogynidae
Source: the annotation of a GenBank genome assembly